UUUUUUUUAUUAUUCUUUCCUCAGUUCUUCUGUCAGUGUCAAUAUUAUGCAGGCCAUGGCCCGUCAUUCCGCCCCGUCAUCUCCUGAAGAGGCUCGUCACUCCCACGCUCAUUUCCAUAACCCUCAGAGUAGUGCUAGAGAUGCAAUCACCAAUGGUCUGUCGCUCCAAGACAGUGCGACUAAUAAACAUAGUUACCACAGCAAGAGCCGAAGGAGAAAAGCUCAAUUUGAAGUUGGGGAUGAUCGUCCUGAAGAAGAACAGCAACAGGAACAAAAUCAGGGACAGGAACAAGGAGAGCGAGACAGCAGCCAGAACAACUUGGAACAGGAACAAGCUCAUGAACCUAAAACAGCACAGGAGGGAGAUAGCAAUAACAUCGCAGGAAGCGCUCAAUUUCAGUACAAUGCUCAAAACCAUAAUCAAUCAUCUACUAAAGCGCCUAAUGCUGUCAAUACAGCAGCAGAUACUGUUCCUUCAGUUGAGGAGGCAGACGAGCUUCAUACCAAAGGAGUAAAUGGUGGACAGAGAAGAGCGCAUAUUGGUCGAGACGAAGAAUUGCUUGCAAAGACUCUCAUUAAUUCAACACUAGCCCAGACGAUGCAAGACCUCGGAUUACAGGGCCAAUACCUAGAGACUGAGAAUGCAACUGAAGAAGAACCACAGCCAGUGCCGCUCGCUCCUUCGCCACCCUCCUCUACUUCACAUCAUAAUGUUCAACAACAGCAGGAGACUUCAGUAGCAGAUAGACCAGAGACGACGUCCACUCAAUCUGGCGAUCAAGAUAUCCUAUCCUCUUCAGAAGAACAAAAGUCUGCACAAGAGGGACAGCUAGAGCGGAUUGAAGGGGAAGAACAAGUAAAGCGGCUGCAAGACCAGCUGAAGCAACAGCAACAAGAAGAAGAUCAGUCAGCCCAACCACAACAGGUCAAGAACCAACAGUCUAUACCUCAAUUAAAUAACUCUGGUAGAAGUCGAGGAGGUCAUGCGCUUGAGAAAAGCAGGAGUAACCCCCCUGAAGUUGUCUCGAACGGUGAAGGACAUUCUCAAGAAGUAGUCCAUAAGAGUUCUGUGAGCAUUCACGAGUCACAGAACCUAUCUCAAUCGCCACCCAAGCCCAAACAUCGCACCCUGUCAAAGACAUCUUUACCAACCUCAAAACGUAUGUCAAAGCUCCUUGAUCCCAGAGCUUCAGCCACAUCCUCUCCUUCACUUACCAAAGUGACAACACAUACCGUCAUGGCCGUUCAUCCAAAGCAGACUGCGGUUGUAGGUACAGACCCUACCAACCCCUCGACACCUUCCACAUCUGAAAAUGGCUCUCGAUCUCAAGGACUUAAAUUGGCUUCACCAACACUGCGAUCUUCACCUGCAGUCGAGCUGGUCGCGAAAUUCCUCACUACAGGUGGAGGCGGCGCUAACACAUCAACAGCAGGUAUACUUUCAGAAGAUGACCAUGGGAGCGGAGCAUCGUCUACUCAGAAUAGGAAAAACUCGAAGGGUGCACACGAUAAAUCGAAUUCGACUUCACCUCAGCAGCGUACAGGCUUUACUUCGAAAUUCUAUCCAGCUUCACCAUCUCAGCCUCAAUUGAGUUCGUCCGCACCCAAGGCCAUUGCUACAUUGCCAUCGAGCGCUAAUCAUUUGAUACCCCCGACGAUUGUGACUACCUCUAUUUCAGACGAGAAUUUAAACGAGAAUGGGAAUAUCUCUGCAGGAGGACCAUUUUCAGCUAUGCUCUCCAAUAAUAACACUGUGAGUGCUACUGCGGCUUCUGCUAUCGCAGCUGCAGCAGUUGCACAAUCUAAUUUAAGUGGUAGCGGAUCCAAGACAGGGACUCUGUCACGAACUCAGCAAAAGUUGUGGCUACAACGCGAGAACCUUCAAGAUGUAGAUGAGGAUGAGAUGGCAAGACGUGGAAGGAUGCAGAAGGAAAUGGACCGGAUUAACCGAGAAUAUAAAUGCGUCCGGACAACAUUGGAUCCAUCCAUGGAGAGUAUCUUGAGGUGUUUGGCACGGAGUGGCAAAUCGCCUUUACAACUCCAGCAGCAGCAGCAACAGCGCCAACAACAACAGCAGCAAAAAUUGAAUCAAACGGUGCAGCAGAGUCAACAUUCUUCACAACAAAAUAACGAUCCUCAACAGCAACAUACGCCUUCGUUACAACACCAUAGGUCAUUGCAGCAACUCAAUGGCCAUUACCAGGGACUACAGGGCAAUUCAGCCAUGCAGCAGGUGUACCAACAUCAAGCAAUGCAGGGUCAUACUCAGAGUGAAAAUGGUGGAGGCGGGGCAGGUAAUGGUACAACGACUCUCGGUCGGGAUUCAGGUAAAUUGACGCUCCGUCAGAUGCAGCAGUUACAGCACAUACAUCAUCAACAGCAACAACAACAGCAGCAGCAGCAGCAGCAGCAGCAGCAACAGCAGCACCAUUACCAGCAGCAGCAGCAGCAGCAGCAGCAGCAGUAUCAACAGAUGCAACACCAAUACCAACGGCAACCUCAUCAUCAGCAACAACGACAACCACAUCAAGGAUGAGAGCAUCUAUACGUCCCUUGAUAAUGCGUGCAUCAGAAUAAAGUAAAUAUUUCC
This is a messenger RNA of Lobosporangium transversale, 2590 nucleotides long. RefSeq lists its product as hypothetical. The transcript has a single exon. The coding region runs from base 47 to 2536 and encodes 829 amino acids. The record is from RefSeq and is a predicted model, not a curated record. Lineage: Eukaryota; Fungi; Mortierellomycota; Mortierellomycetes; Mortierellales; Mortierellaceae.